UGUGACACUUCAAUGUGGUUGUCUGUUCCAGGUUCAUAUCGAGAUCCACUGACGACCUUCCACCGACUGGCACAGGCGUGUCCUGGGGCCCGCCGCAGAAACGCAGCAUGAGGGACGGGACAGGGACUCUGGGCACCUGCCUCGCGGAAGUGCCGCCAGGGGACUCGGCCAAGCGACCGUGUGGCCUUCGAACACAGGAGAGCCCUCGCCCACCAGGCAUCCCUUCCUGGGCGAAGCAGCCUGCGGGUGAUGUUCAUGGAAAUUUACAAAAGGAGACGUUAUCAUUGGAAAUGAAAAGUGACCCGAGUGAGGCCUGGCUUCACAGUGGCACCAAAGCGCUUGCCUGUUUGAAAGAAUCAUUAAGAAGAAAUUCGGCUUCCCCGGCGGCUCGGGGCCAGACUGUGGAUCUGUUCUUUGCUCCUGCGGAGGACUGUUUUGCUGGGGUGUCCUGUGGUGUCGAGGCAGCCCUGGUGAGGGACUGGCUGGGAGGCGGGCCCAGGGCCACCAACAGCCACAGAGGCCCGUGCUGCAGAGGAGAGCCUGGGGGGGAAGGACUGCCAUGCGACUUGCGGUCAGGAACGGGCAUCUCUGCGGGCACACCGAGGGCUCUUCUGGAGGGGCGAGGCUCUGGCUGGCAUUCGGUCCUGUCCACAGCGCGGCCCGCGCGGCCUGAAGUACUCCCAGCGAUGGCAGCGCGUUUCCCGGGCUCUCAGAGCCCGCACUGCCCGAGCAGACAGAGCAAACCCCGGACCCCCGUGGACCUGCCAGGGCGCCGGCACCUCGGCUGGGCAGGCUUCUGAAGCAGCAGAGCCAUCAUGCCGCGGCUAAGGUACAAGCUGCACAAUAAAAAUAGUGAGAUUCCUUUACAAGUUGUCAUAGGAUUUCUUUCCAGUCUGCCUGAUGCGAACAGUGCAGCCGCGAGGUUUCUGCCCUGGUUUCUGUGUCCUGACGGACUUCAGCGAGUGGGACUGAAACUCAUGGAAAGCUGGUGACGUGGAAGGACAUUUCUGAGCGUGUUUUAAAUUGUGCUUGAAAGCCGUUCAGGAUCGGGAGACCGUUUCGGGGUGAACACGAUCAUAACCUGCAUAGAUGUCAGAUUAGACCGUAAAGAUGUGACAUAAAGUCCCUUACACACCAUCACCCACCCGAGGGGCUCCUUCCCGGACGCUGUCUCCCGGGCUGGCUGACCAUCUCCUGGAAGCGGGUGUUUGUGAUGUGGGGCCCUCCACCUGCUCGAGGCCUUGCUGAGAUGAUGUGCUGUCGGCAUUGCUGCAUUUUGUAGAAUCAUUUUGGUCGGGAGAAAAACUUGAUUUCUUUUCUCGCCUUCCUUUCCUCCCACUUGACAUGAAAUUUUAAUGGAGGCCCCACAGUGAAAGUUGCAGCAUCAAGCUCAGCCCUUCUCACACCGGGAACCCUAGCAGCGUCACCUGAUGAGACCAGGCAGAGAGGCACCUCGUGUUUGCCUGCGGCAGGCUUGCAGCUUUUAGGCGUGGAGGUACCUCUUGGCUAAGGUUUCCCUGAGGUCGCUCCUGUUUUGUUGUGUGCUGAUAACUUGGAUAAAGGUCACUUAGAAGUGUAAAUUUUUAAGGAGUCCCAAAGCCAGACAGCCAUUUCCGGGAUGAUGGAUUGCAUAUAUCAGUCUAUAUUGUGUGCUAGAUGCCAUGCCAUGUGCUAUUUUAGUGUUUUGGGAAAACGAUAAAUAAAAUCUGUUCUUUAGCACAA
This is a messenger RNA of Myotis davidii, 1722 nucleotides long. It is a transcript of the gene FAM220A, whose product is annotated as family with sequence similarity 220 member A. Gene Ontology annotation, biological process: negative regulation of transcription by RNA polymerase II; protein dephosphorylation. Lineage: Eukaryota; Metazoa; Chordata; Mammalia; Chiroptera; Vespertilionidae. Bases 108 to 800 code for a protein of 230 amino acids. The record is from RefSeq and is a predicted model, not a curated record. The transcript has a single exon. Gene Ontology annotation, cellular component: nucleus. Gene Ontology annotation, molecular function: STAT family protein binding.